Messenger RNA from Pelagomonas calceolata, 1549 nucleotides. The record is from the annotation of a GenBank genome assembly. Lineage: Eukaryota; Pelagophyceae; Pelagomonadales; Pelagomonadaceae.
CUUCGCGCCACGGCCCAGUCCAAGCAUUGGCCGCUGACCGCCCGCGCGACCGCUGGGCUGGGCUGGAAACUUCUCGCCCGCGCGGACCGCUGGUGCGAAAACGCUCGCGCCACGCCUUCCAGCGCCUUCCAUAGAGGGUCCCUAACUCGACUCGCCGCGGCCCGCCGUCGCGCCGCAGGAGCGCCAUGGACGCCCUCCAGGCGACGGCCAUGGACCUCGACGACGCCGCCGAGGCGCCGCCGGACCCCCUCGAGGUCGCGUUCGAGGCCGCGGCGAACGCGUCGGACCCCGGCGCCGCGUACCUCGCCGUGCUCACGGACGCGGAGCACGCGCUGACCGAGGCCGGCGCGCGGGCCAAGGAGCAGUGCGUCUACAAGCUCGCCGAGCGAGAUUCGAAGAACAAGAACUUCGGCGACGUCGCCGUGCUCCUCGAGCGCGCGGCGCCGUUCUUCGGCCAGGUCGCCAAGGCCAAGGUCGCGAAGAUCGUGCGCAAGCUGCUGGACAUCGUCGCGGCGCACGCCGACACGCUCGACCUCCAGGCGGAGCUGUGCCUGAAGGUCGUCGCGUGGUGCCGCGCCGAGAAGCGGACCUUCCUGCGGCAGCGCGUCGAGGCGCGGCUCGUGCAGAUCGACUUCGAGCGCGCGCGCUACGACGACGCGCUGAGCCUCGUCACGCGGUUGCUGCGGGAGCUGAAGCAGCUCGACGACAAGCAGAUGCUCGUCGAGACGCACCUCGUCGAGGCGAAGAUCCACGGCGCGCUGCGCAACGUGCCCAAGGCGAAGGCGGCCCUGACGGCGGCGCGGACGAACGGCAACGCCGUCUACGUCGGGCCCCGGCUCCAGGCCGAGCUCGACGAGAUGUCGGGGAGCCUCCACUGCGAGGAGCAGGACUACCACACGGCCCACAGCUACUUCCUGGAGGCCUACGAGGCCUACGACACGCUGCCCGACCGCGAGGCGGACGCGACGCGCUGCCUCAAGUACAUGCUGCUCUGCCAGAUCCUGCAGGAGCCGCUCAAGGGCUCGGCGCGCGGCGCGGACGCGCUGCUCGACGCGGCGACGGCCGCGGCGACGAGCGCGCAGUACGUCAAGUACGCCGGCCCGAACCUGGACUCGAUGGCCGCCGUCGCGCGCGCCGCGAAGGCGCGGUCGCUCGCGCAGUUCGAGGCGUGCACGGCCAAGUACGGCGCGCAGCUCCGGUCGGACCUGCUCAUCGCGCACCACCUCGAUUUACUGUACGACCGCAUCCUCGAGAAGAACCUCGGGCGCAUCAUCGAGCCGUUCUCGCGCGUCGAGAUCGCUCGCGUCGCGGAGCUCAUCGGCCUGCCCGUCGCCAAGGUGGAGAAGAAGCUCGCGCAGAUGGUCCUCGACAAGAAGCUGCGCGGCGUCCUGGCCCAGGGCGAGGGCCAGCUCAUCCUCCACGCGGAGCUCGCCGGCGACGCGACGCACGACGGCGCGCUGGACGUGAUCCGCAACGUGAGCGACGUCGUCGAGUCGCUCUUCGCGCGCGCGAAGGCGCUCGACGUCUAACUUAUCUACUACUAUGCCCG